GGCAUUCGCGCGCUUUUGUGGUUUGUUUUCGUUGUGUUCGGUAUGUAGCUGUAUUUCGGUGCUUGAAAAUCACCAAAAAAACGUAGAAAAAUGGUUUCAAUUGAAUCGAUUCGUGAACAGUUUGACGAGCUGGGCAUAGAACCAUCUGAUGAAGUUGUAAAUAAGUGUAUUGAAAUUUGUAUCAACAACGAUAUCACCGAUCCAGUAGAGUUCGUGGAACAAUGGAUGGCUUACAGUGUGUCGAAAUUGAGUGGUGCCGAACCAACGGUAGCCUAUCUAAACGAGAUGGAAGCCCACGAAUACACGAGCAAAGCACGGAAGCUAACGAAAGUAUCGAGCAUUGCUGCCACCAGCGGGAGCAUCGGUACGUCUCCACGAAUGGAUUCCAAAGUGUCCAAAAUAACAACCUAUCGCAAUGUGGAUUCAGUCGAGCAAGAUGUGUUGGAAAUGUACGGUUGUAUUACUCCCAAGGCUAAAAAGACGGUCUCUCGCUUGCAACAUAAUGUGAACACUCCGAACGGCGUUCGAGGAGGAGGUAGUGGUGGAAGUCCAUUCACAACCGUUACCUACUCUCCAUUGUCCGCGUCGUCUAAGAAGAAUGAUCCAGAUGCACCGAGUAAAGCUGGACAGAUCGUGUACACGUAUGGCAGUGCUAAGUUGCUGAAGCAAUUUAACUGGCUACCUACCACUACCGAUGAAGGAAAGGAACCUAUCACGAUAGAUGACGAUGUAUCGCUGGGCGAUCGAAAUAGGCGAACGGGCGCUGGCCGCGGCAAGGGAAUCGGCUUCACAAUAAAGUCGGCACAGUUUGCUAACGAUGGCUGCAAAUACAUGUAUGAUUCUAGCUACGAUCGAGUGAUGAUUCUUGGCGAUCGGAUCUAUGAAUGCGGCAAUGCCAUCUGCAAACGGGUGGCGCUGGAAGCAGUAAAGCCGAAAAGUCACGAACAGCCUGCUAAGAAUAACGAUGAGCCUGACGUUAAAUCGAAUUCCGCUUUGGACACGCCGCUACCUGUCAAAGAGGAACCCGCUAGUGAGGAGACUGAUGUUGACAUCGAACGAGAAGAGGAUAGAUUAUCCAGCUGGUUUGAAGGUAUCAAGGUGCAUCACGUAGACUACCCUAGCUCGGAGCUCAUCCGCGUUCUAGGCAGGAUCGUCGUGGAGUCGUCAUCAACGACCACGAACAGCAGCAGCGGCACAACAUCGGACAAGCAGGUCGCCUCCAACCGGAACCCAACUACAACUAGCAAACUAUCCAUCGUAGAUUUUGACGAGCACACACUGCGUUACACCAGGCUUGAUUUGAGCAAGGUGCAGGUUCCUUCUUGGUGGUCACUUUUCCCGGGCCAAACUGUGCUACUGGAGGGCAUCAACCCACGUGGAACGUUGUUUUCCGUGAAGCAAAUCCACUGCGAACGAACGCUCGCACUACCGCGUGUGCCGAGCAGUCUCGACAAGACCUUAACGUGUGUGAUUGCCAGUGCCCCCUUCACGGAUCGAGACGAUUUGCUAUACGAAAAGCUUUCCAGUUUGUUGGUGUACUGCAGUAACAACCCACCUGAUGUGCUGAUCCUUACCGGGCCAUUCGCCGACGCUAACUGCAAACUGUACGCGGAAGUGGCUGAAACGUUCGACGAAUACUUCGAGAAGAUCAUAAGCACAAUCAUGAGCUCAAUCGGCAUUUAUACCGAAGUGUUCGUAGUGUCCCACCAUGACGAUUUGGUGAGCUCCUUCGUGUACCCUACACCACCGUACAAAGUGGCAAGCUUCUACAAGAACCUGCAUUUCCUGCCCGAUCCUUGCGUGUUCAACCUCGAGGGUGUAGAAAUCGGAAUUACGACGGUAGAUGUGAUCAAGCAUCUCAUCGAAAGCGAAUGUACGGCCGCCAAUGUAACGAUCGGCAGUGCGCCCCCUAUCGGCGGUGACAAGAUUAAGCGUGCCUACGGUCACCUCUUUCAUCAAGCGUCGUUUUAUCCCCUCAACCCGCCACCAGAGGACGUUCCACUUGACGUUGAUAUGCUGAACGAGUUCGGUCGGUUAAACCGUGUACCAAAUAUUAUGAUUUGCCCAAGCGCCCUUAACCGAUACGUUAGGGAAAUAAAUGGAUGCGUUUGUAUAAAUCCUGGCUUCGUUGAUGGACAUUCGGCCGACGGUUCGUACGCUAGAUUGAUCAUUCAAGCGCCCGAAAUUGACGAACAGCAGCAGAGAGAAAGCCAAUCUGACUCAAUACAACCGUCACCUGCAAGUUACAUUGCUUGUCAAAUAGUGAAAACAUAAUUGCGUGACUAAUAAAACGAGAAGCGACCGAAUAUGUUAUCGCCAGUCCGGCCGGCAUCAAGGAA
Anopheles coluzzii is the source of this 2339-nucleotide messenger RNA. RefSeq names its product DNA polymerase alpha subunit B (gene DNApol-alpha73). Gene Ontology annotation, molecular function: DNA binding. Lineage: Eukaryota; Metazoa; Arthropoda; Insecta; Diptera; Culicidae. The record is from RefSeq and is a predicted model, not a curated record. Gene Ontology annotation, biological process: DNA replication initiation; DNA replication. Gene Ontology annotation, cellular component: alpha DNA polymerase:primase complex. The coding region runs from base 91 to 2274 and encodes 727 amino acids. The transcript has 5 exons.